This is a messenger RNA of Gilbertella persicaria, 3834 nucleotides long. RefSeq lists its product as uncharacterized. The transcript has 14 exons. Bases 9 to 3827 code for a protein of 1272 amino acids. Gene Ontology annotation, biological process: cell motility; intracellular signal transduction; phosphatidic acid biosynthetic process. The record is from RefSeq and is a predicted model, not a curated record. Gene Ontology annotation, molecular function: D-type glycerophospholipase activity; phosphatidylinositol binding. Lineage: Eukaryota; Fungi; Mucoromycota; Mucoromycetes; Mucorales; Choanephoraceae.
CUCUUUUUAUGUCGAAUCCAAUAGCUGAUACAGCUGAAUAUUUUGCUCGCUACAAGCAACAAGAUCCUUAUCAGGAUGAAGCCUCUUUUUAUAGUUCGAAUACUUCUUCCCCAAGAAACACGUUUCAACACACUGACAAUUUUGACAGGCGUUCUCAGUGGCAGCGUGUCUUUAAUCGUAUUUCGUUCCUUAAUCCUUUAGAUACCAAACAACAAAAGCAGCAGUUAUCAGACGAUGAAGACGACCGAGACACAUUUGAAUUGAUGCGUACCAGCCAUACGAAAAUGCGAUCCAGUUCACUUCGCCAGAAUUCACAGCAUGAACAGAUAGAUCCUACGAUGACUAUUCGUAUGCCACGACUGGAAGAAGAAAAACUGCCUUCAGCGUAUGAUUUGGCAAACGAUCAGAUUGAUCCGCUCAAUGAUCUGCUCGAAGAAAACAACUAUUUUAAACAUCCUUUUCAGUCUGAACAAAAGCAACAGGUACCUGAGUUACAAGUACCCUCACCUGCCAAGACACCUGCGAUGCAUACUCGUCGACAUCUGCAAGAGACAGGCGUGCCUGAUCUCGAACAAGAAGAAAGUCGGUUUAUUAUUAAGGAUCGAUGGGACCGUACGCUGGAUCGACUUAAAGUGAUAGCCAACCUGCAGCCCUCACAUCCUACUGCUGGACAUGCUCCACUGAUUGAUGGUCCUUCUCAUACAUUAGCUACUUAUUACCCGCCUGCUUUUGAUCCCAUUUUUGCGGCCUUUACAAAAGACGAACAUGGAAAAAAAUUGCCACCCAUCUUGCUACAAUGCAUUUAUGUCAAUGUUACUGAUUCAGAAGAUAUUCAUGGUGGAAACCAAUGGGUAUUUCGAGUAGAACUACAAUAUGGUGAUGUUAAAUGGGUUAUUCGUCGAGGCAUUGCUGAUUUCAUGUCACUACAUAUCAAACUUAAGGUCAAAUCCAAUAUUUAUGAUUAUAUGCCUGAUCCACCCAAUUUCCCAAACCAGCUAUCCAACUUGCUUGAUACAGCCAAAUCAACCAUUGGUCUUCACCUUAAAGAAGAAGAAGAAGAUCCAAACCUCACUCAGGAACAAGUGUCCAACAUCAAAAACAAAGCGGCUCUUCAUCGACGCAUUGAACUCACACAAUACUUGCGCAAACUUCUUUUGCGUGCUCAUAUGACAGUAAGUUCAGAUAUUUGUGAGUUUCUGGAACUAUCGGCCAUUAGUAUUGUGCAGGAUAUGGGAUGGAAAGGUAAAGAAGGCUAUUUGCGCAACCGUAUCAAUUAUGUCUCGCCUCGCUGUUGUUCUCUUUGGAAAACACAGCGAUGGAAGACAGAAUGGAUCAUCUUGAGAGACUCUUAUAUGGCAUUCUGUAAAGAUACAUCCUCUCAGACACCUACGGAUGUGAUGUUGUUUGAUAAUUCACUCAAGAUUCGAAUGCAGGAACCUCGAGUGUAUUUAGGGAGCUAUCAUAUUACGCUUAGUAACGAAUCAAGAAAGAUUGAAAUCAAAGGCACUAAACGAGAAAUUGAUCAGUGGAUUGAGAGUAUUGAAAAAGUACGUCGACAGAGUCCUUGGGUACGAAACCACCGUUUUGGUUCAUUUGCUCCAGUGAGAAAUAAUGCCAAAGUCAAAUGGUUUGUGGAUGGCGAAAAUCAUUUUAAUGCAGUUGCAGAAGCCAUUUUGUCUGCUAAAUCAGAAAUUUAUAUUGCAGAUUGGUGGUUAUCACCUGAAAUUUAUUUAAGAAGACCGCCAGAAGAGAACGAAGAUUUUAGAUUGGAUCGUCUUUUACAUCGUAAAGCAAAAGAAGGCGUCAAAGUGUAUAUCAUUGUGUAUAAAGAUAUGUCUUUAGCUUUGACCAUUAACUCUGUACAUACAAAACAAUGGCUACAAAAUUUACAUCCUAAUAUUAUUGUGCAACGCCAUCCUGAUCAUAAACUAUCCAACGAUAAUACUGUCCUGUUCUGGUCCCAUCAUGAAAAAAUUGUAGUGGUUGAUAAUCGAUUGGCAUUUAUAGGCGGUUUAGAUUUAUGUUUUGGUCGAUAUGAUACACAUAGCCAUUCUUUAUCUGAUUUUCCUGCUGAUACACAUGAUCGUGAAGUAUUUCCCGGUCAAGAUUAUUCUAAUCCUCGAGUAAAAGAUUUCAUUGAUGUUGUGCAACAUGCCAAGACGUUAGUCGAUAGAAAAGAAGUUCCUCGUAUGCCAUGGCAUGAUGUUACUUUGGGUGUGGUGGGUCCCAUUGCCCGUGAUAUUGCUCGUCAUUUUAUUCAACGAUGGAAUUUCAUCAAGUCAAAAAAGAGUAUGCAUCGGCGCAAUGUACCACUGUUGAUGCCUAAAGGUGAAUAUGUGGCUGCACGGGAUGAAUCCAAUUUUACAGGUACAUGUCGAGUGCAGUUAUUGAGAAGCUCUGCUCGAUGGAGUUCAGAUAUUGAAAGAGAACACUCCAUCUAUAAUGCCUAUAUGGAAUGCAUUGCUCAUUCAAAGCACUACAUUUACUUUGAAAACCAAUUCUUCAUCAGUGCAACACAAGAUGAUAAAAUAUUACGUAAUAGAAUUGCAGAAGCACUUGUAGAAAGAAUCAAACGAGCUCAUAAAAACAAGGAGAAAUUCAGAGUGUUUGUCCUGAUACCUUUAAUUCCUGCUUUUGAAGGUGAUUUGACGUCCAGUGAGGCAUCUUCAGCAAGAAAUGUAAUGCACUUUCAAUACAUCACCAUUUCUCGAGGAGGUCACUCAAUUGUUGAAAAGCUAAAAGAAUGCGGUAUUAAUGCAGACGAUUAUAUUUCAUGGUUUAGUCUACGUAAUUACGGUAAAAUCAAAGUUCCUAAAUUCCACACAACAUCCAAUAAUGAUAGUGGUACUGUAUUUGGUGAUGACAUCUCAACCAAGAACCCAUUUGAUGAUCAACCUCAACUUUCUCGAUUACAGACUAACCAGUCUAAUGCACAUUCGUUAAAGAACCCAUUCAAUGAAGGUAAAAGAGGAUCUUCACAAAGCACACACCAGCCUGAAGUAGACGAUGAUCGUUAUGAUUAUGUUAGUGAAUUACUCUAUAUUCAUGAUAAACUGAUGAUUGUGGAUGAUCGUAUUGUGUUGAUGGGUUCAGCCAAUAUCAAUGACAGAUCUCAGCUUGGUAAUCGUGAUUCUGAAAUAGCCAUGCUGGUGGAAGAUACAGAAAUGGUGCCGUCCUAUAUGAACGGUGAAGAGUUUCAAGCAUCCAAGUUUGCUCAUACACUCAGAAUGCAAUUAUGGAAAGAACAUUUGGGUCUGUUGAACUUUGAAGACUGGUCUCAAUUGUUACAAGAGGAGGAACAUCAGCCUCGUUCUGACCAUCUAAACAUGCCUCAACCUAAACAUGCUUAUCCCAGUCUGACUCGAUCCACUAACAAUGCUCAAGACAUCAAGUCCAUUGAAGCUGAUGAGCCUGUCAAGAUGCUUGACAAAGCCAGUCGUACAUUUAGUUUCUAUGACACGUUUCACAAGCACCGUCAUACCAAACGAGAAGAUGCAGCUGCUUUAGAUCCUCUUUCGGAUCGAUUUUACCAUCAUAUCUGGCUAAAACGAGCCACGACUAAUACCCGUAUCUAUCGCAAACUAUUUCACUGUGUGCCUGACGAUACAAUCCAUACUUAUGAACAACACCGUAAAUUUAUACCUGAUCCUGCCCUUGUCAAAUCAAACCAUGUUGCAGAUCCAAAUUGGUCAGAAAAAAAAAUUGUGGAUCAGUUGAAUGAGAUUCAAGGACACUUGGUGGUGUUUCCAAAAGACUAUCUUAAGGAUGAAAACUUACUCCAGGGCACUUUGAUUGAUACUGUCACGCCUUUAAUUAUCUUUACCUAAUUAUUAC